UUAAUGUUCAAUCCUGUUAUGUUAAAAAAAUAAACAAAUAAUCUUCUUUCCUCAGAAUUAUUUGCCAAAGAGAAUCAUGAAUUAAGAAUAGCAGGAGGAGCAGUGAGGGAUUUACUAAAUGGGGUGAAGCCUCAAGAUGUGGAUUUUGCCACCACUGCCACCCCUACUCAGAUGAAGGAGAUGUUCCAGUCAGCUGGUGUUCGCAUGAUAAACAACAAAGGAGAGAAGCAUGGGACGAUCACUGCCAGGCUUCAUGAAGAAAAUUUUGAAGUUACUACACUCCGGAUUGAUGUCACCACUGAUGGAAGACAUGCUGAGGUAGAAUUCACAACUGACUGGCAGAAGGAUGCUGAACGAAGAGAUCUCACCAUAAACUCUAUGUUCCUAGGUAAUCUCUUGAGAAGUCAAGACUGUGUUUUAAUUCAGCCUGUCAGGGUUUCCAUGGUAAACUUGUGCCAUGGAAAUGGUGUUGAACUCACUAACUUAUGAGAGCCAGUAUAUCCUGUUGACUGGAGCCAACAUCUCUGGGCUCAGAUUCGGUUACUCACUAGCUGCAAACUAAAGUAUUUCUGUCAGCCUCCUUUGUUCUACUGUAGUGAAGAUUAAGGGAAUAAAUUACCGUCAGUGCUUAACUGACACAUUUGUACAUUGUCUUUUAACUUACUGUACCUAAACAGUGCAAGAAAAAUGUGUAACACAAACACUCCCCCUAUAUCAUAUCACUCUCUGCACUGUGUUUUAUACAUAUGUAUCCAAAAAUGUUGUGUAGAAUGGCAUAUAACUAUCAAAUCUUUGUUAGUGACUCUACAUACAACCUCAAAAUCUUUUGGAGCAUCCAAUCUUAGGAAGCAGCAAUGAAUUUGCCAUAGAUAAUGAAACACCUGUCAGCUUAAUCCUCUGUGGUAUGAAAGGUGAGGAGAAAUAGGAGUUGAGGUGAGUUGGGAUGGUACAUCUCUGCUACACCAAUUUUUAUACUUUUAAUUUCACACAGUCUCUUUGUUUGAUUAUUGCUUCAUGUCCUGAGGAAGUAAGUUUAGGCAAGAUGGAUAUAUAAAACUGUAGAAUGCUAAAGUUAGUGAUGGUGAGAGUUUCCAAAACCUAGGCAGUAAGGAGCCCAGAUAUUGAAUGUGCUCUGUGUGUUUCUUUUUUUUUUCGUGUAUGUUUUUCUUUUUACAUAGUUCAAAUUUAAACUACUUCAUCUCGUUUUAUAGAGUCUCAUCCAACAGGAAUAUUUUCAGUAUGCUUCACUAAACAGAAAAACCAAGUCUUUAAAAAAGUAGUAUUUCACAUGAAACAAAGCUACUCUUGAUGUUGUUUUGCUGAAAUUUAUCAUUUGCCCAGCUCAGCUACAGGCACAUUGCAUAAAUUUAAUCUGCUCAACAAGUCUAUGAAGCCGUUUAAUUGAUGUAAAUGCCUAAUGUGUAGCUUGUAAAUUGAACAAUUAGGAUUCUCGCUGAAGCAGUCUGGUUCUAAAGGUCAUGCUUUUUAUAAUCUUUAGUGCUUUUGUUUGUUUGUUUUCUUUUAAAUAUAGUAAUCCCACCAAA
Messenger RNA from Alexandromys fortis (reed vole), 1544 nucleotides. Its product is annotated as CCA tRNA nucleotidyltransferase 1, mitochondrial-like. Gene Ontology annotation, cellular component: mitochondrion. The transcript is spliced from 2 exons. Gene Ontology annotation, molecular function: nucleotidyltransferase activity; tRNA binding. Gene Ontology annotation, biological process: tRNA 3'-terminal CCA addition; mitochondrial tRNA 3'-end processing. The record is from RefSeq and is a predicted model, not a curated record. Lineage: Eukaryota; Metazoa; Chordata; Mammalia; Rodentia; Cricetidae. Bases 172 to 489 code for a protein of 105 amino acids.